UUUUUCUACUCGGCGCGCGCGCUGCCAAAAAGGGCAGAUAAGUGAUGCGAAAAUUGUCAAGCUGCGCCAACCGCGAGCUGCUGUCGCUGUCGUUGUCGUUCCGUCUGUGUUUCUGCGCCGUCAAAGUGCCGUCGUCGCCGUCCUCGUCGCGAUGUCGAGCACGCUGGAAAACCAGAUUUUAAAUCUUCAGGAACGACUCAGGGCGGAGAAUCAGCUGAGGGACAAGGACAAACAACAGGGCAGUGAGAUGCAACAACAGCAGCAGCACCAGCACCCCUGUUUGAGUCCUGCUCUUGCAAGGCCCAAACAACUUGGUGACAUGGGAACUCCGACAAGACCUAGAAGGCAGCUGGAUCUGCCGGUUUCGCAUAUGAUACCAUUUAAAAGACACGAUGGCGAAGUUGAAUCCAAAUUACAAGAGAUUAUGAAAAUGAAUGGUAUUCUCACUAUCAAUGGUCAGAAAUAUCAUACAGACAUGAAAGAUCUGGAGCAUUUGGGAGAACUUGGUAAUGGCACUUGUGGGCACGUUGUCAAAAUGAGGCAUAAGCCUAGUGGAGUUGUCAUAGCUGUAAAACAAAUGCGUCGAUCAGGAAAUGCGGAUGAAAAUAAAAGAAUAAUUAUGGAUUUGGACGUAGUUCUGAAAUCUCAUGAUUGUCCAUAUAUUGUGCAAUGCCUUGGCUGUUUUAUUACUGAAUCCGAUGUAUGGAUUUGUAUGGAAUUAAUGGUUACAUGUUUAGAUAAGCUUUUGAAGAGGAGUAGACAAGCCAUACCCGAAGAUUUUUUGGGCAAAGUAACAGUAGCAACGGUGAAAGCUUUGUCGUAUUUGAAAGAAAAACACGGAGUUAUUCACAGAGAUGUUAAACCCAGCAAUAUUCUUUUAGACGAAACAGGUGGAGUUAAACUAUGCGAUUUUGGAAUAUCUGGUCGUUUAGUUGAUAGUAAAGCUAAGACGCGAAGUGCUGGUUGCGCUGCAUAUAUGGCUCCUGAAAGAAUAGAUCCACCGGAUCCUACAAAACCUGAUUAUGAUAUUAGAGCAGAUGUUUGGAGUCUAGGUAUUACGUUAGUAGAAUUAGCCACUGGAGUAUUUCCGUACCGAGACUGCAAGACUGAUUUUGAGGUACUGAGCAGGGUGGUACAAGACGAUCCUCCUUCUCUACCCUCUGAUGCACUAUUCUCAGCGGAAUUUCAAAGUUUUGUUAGUUGCUGCCUUACGAAAAAUUAUAAGCAACGGCCAAAGUAUAAUAAAUUAAUGGAACAUCCCUUUAUUCGAAAAUAUGAAGCUCAACAAGAUACAAACUCAUCGAUCCCCACCUCUGGUUGUCAGUGGUUUUACAGAGUUAUGCAACAACUUGAACCAAGUUUCAGAUUCCCAGGGACGUCACAACGACCAUCAGGUCACGUAUCCCUCAAGCAAACGGUACAUUUACGGAGCCAAAGUAACCAUCACCACAGCAGCAUAAGCAACGCCAAAGAACCCAUCUACACGAGCACGACGUGCCGUAGUGCAAUGGAAAACGGCGUCGGUUAUGUACCCUACAGUCCUUACGCAUUUCGGCGCCGGGAUAUGAUUCUCAGGCCGUACUCGCCCUCCUGUAGACAUGAGCUCAAUCGCCACCAGACGAGCAACGGCUGCAAGCCCGACGACUGCGCUAACGGCCGGCCCUACUCGCCCUACCGGGGCAGUCCGAACCUCGCGAAUCCCGAGGCCACAAGGUCUUACUCGCCAUACUGCAGCCGGCGCCUCGAGGAGAGAGACGGCAGCAGGGAGCGUUGGCAGAUGACCCCAAGGUCACUCAGCCCCUUCGCCAGAGACUAUUCCCCAUGGAGGCGCGAGAACGUCGAUCCCCCGGUCAUACAACUUCCAAGUUCGAGCGAGAGGUACUCGUCGUUGGUGCAGCAGCGCCUCGGGCAGAUCUCAAGAGUGCCUCACGCCCAGGAUCAAAAUGCUUAUGCCAGUCCCAUGGUUAGUCGUAAAAGGUUUCCUUCUGAACCUCCACCACAAGGAUCACAUAACUCAACCAGUCCUCAAUUACUUAUUUCCCGUUUCGCGCAUCAAUUAAAGCAAGAACCCCCCUCUACUGUUCCGCAGCUACUAUUAAAUAAUAAAGAAUCUGCAAAAAAACGUUUUACCUCAUACGUAAGACUUAGACUUGGCAGUGAUCGUGAACCCUCUCCGGAGCCUCCGCCAAGAUUCAAUCGAGGAGAAUCGCCACUUCUUUUGCGAAGAAAUUUGGGAGAGCCGGCCUCUCCCUUUUUUCCUAGAAGGUACGUCUCGCCCUCACCGCCGGUUCCACCACCCCGUCGACUAUCCGAGAGUAGCUCUGUGCCCGGAAGUCCUCAGCAUCUGUACUCACGGCUCCAUCACUACACGCCCGAGCCCCAGAGACGACCACCGCCUCCAUAACACAGUGGCAUUGCCGGCGCAAUCCAGUCUUUAUUCUCACCCGUGCCAUAUCUGACCAAGAGCAUGCAAUCGCGAUUCUUGCGAAAAGUCAGCGGUCAGACGUUGUACCCACGUUAACCAGUGCUUGGAGAUGGCGAUCCGAAGAGAGCCGCUGGGAGGACUGCGUAAUCGGGAAGUCCGGAGGCGGCUUACGCGCUGUGCGAAGUACUUUAACGUGGAAGAUGUAAUGACGACCACUUGGUACUUUCACGAGAUGCCUAAUUCGCAAUGACACUCACGUAAUUGAAGAGAAAGGGAGAAGCAAGCAUUUUUCUAAGACCGCCUACGAAUUAUAUAGUGUUUUUAUAUGCACUCGAGUAACCUUGAUAGAAUAUAUUUGAAUAAUCCGUUUACUUGCACAAGACUUUUGCCGCGG
Molecule: messenger RNA, 2819 nt
Organism: Ceratosolen solmsi marchali
Lineage: Eukaryota; Metazoa; Arthropoda; Insecta; Hymenoptera; Agaonidae
Product: dual specificity mitogen-activated protein kinase kinase 7
Exons: 10
Coding region: 152-2404 (750 amino acids)
Biological process (GO): protein phosphorylation
Molecular function (GO): ATP binding; protein kinase activity
Source: RefSeq, a predicted model, not a curated record